CAACUCUUUUUCCAUGUAUACAUCUCAUUAUAAACACAAACUUUCCUUUUCAAUCCCAUAUAGCCAAUUAAGUAGCCAACAAAACACCAUGCAAGCUCCUGCACUAAAAUGUUCUCUCCUCUUCUUUAGCUACACUUUCUUGCUCUUCCUCUCAUCCUUAAACCUAGCUUCCUCGGCCAUUGUUUGUAACCCAAGUGACAAAAAAGCCCUCCUUGAUAUCAAAUACCAUUUCCACAAUGUCUCUGCUUUCAAAACUUGGGAUUCUAAAACUGAUUGUUGUAACGACUGGUCUGGUGUCUUAGGCUGUGAUAAACAUGGCCAUGUUACAACACUCGAUUUCACUUCUUACAACCUUGCCGGCCCAAUCCCCUCAUCCCUUGGUAAAUUACGUAAGCUUAAGACCGCUAUUCUCCAUACAAACAACCUCUCCGGUCACAUUCCAUCCUUUUUGGGACUUAUGAGAAACUUAGAGUUCCUUUACCUCUACGACAAUAAGCUUACUGGCCCAAUCCCAUCUUCACUCUCCCAACUCCCAAAAAUAUCCGCGAUCAACCUAGGCUCAAACCAACUCACAGGCUCAAUCCCAGAGUCCUUUGGCUCAUUCAUAAGCCCUUUAAUAACCUCCCUAUCCCUCUAUUCCAACAAACUAUCCGGUCCGGUCCCAAAGUCACUUGGAAAGGCUAACAUUCAAUUAUUAGAUCUCAACGACAACAAGUUCACGGGUGAUGCAUCAUUUCUAUUUUCAAAAGACAACACAUCCUUAUUCAGUAUAGACAUAAGUAACAAUCUCUUUCACUUUGAUUUUUCAAAUGUUGAUCUUCCUCAAAGUUUAGAGUAUCUAAACAUAAGCCAUAACAAAAUCUAUGGUUCAUUGCCUAAACGACUAGGGCAGUUGCCUUUGAAAAAGAUUGACGUGAGCUUCAACCAGCUUUGUGGGAAGAUACCAACUGGUAGGAGAUUAAAGCAGUUUAGCCCCGUAUUCUUUUCCCAUAACAAGUGCUUGUGCGGUCCACCAUUAGCACCUUGCCAUUAGUAAACUUUAUAUAGUAUAAUGCAUUAGCUUAUUUACAUUCAGUAAUUUAAAUAAGGAGAUCGAGGAGGUGUACGUGAAUUGAGAGUUGUACACUUCUACGUACCAUUCCGUUGUUGCAUCUACUUCUUCGGUCACAAAUGUUUAAGUAUUUUUUUUUUAAAUGAUUGUGUUUUAUACUAAUAUACUUUUCAUCUGUUUA
This is a messenger RNA of Chenopodium quinoa (quinoa), 1232 nucleotides long. RefSeq names its product polygalacturonase inhibitor 1-like. The record is from RefSeq and is a predicted model, not a curated record. The transcript has a single exon. NCBI's taxonomy places the organism in Eukaryota, Viridiplantae, Streptophyta, Magnoliopsida, Caryophyllales, Amaranthaceae. Gene Ontology annotation, molecular function: protein binding. Bases 14 to 1033 code for a protein of 339 amino acids.